AUGCCUAUCGCACUUUCCAUAUUUCUUGACGCGUCACCUUCGACCUUCUGCUCGCAAUCCACCGAGCGCACCAACUGCGUGCGCGCCUCCGCCGAGCCAUCGGAGGUCUCUCUAUCCCUCUGCCACAAGAGUGACAACAGAUGCCUUCGCCUUCGCUCAUCCCGAUUUCUCACAUCUCUCGCACACUUCUGCAGCGCCUCAACUUACAGGAAGGGCAUGGGCUCCCCUGGCUGCUCCAUAUUGGCCCGGUGGUGCCAGUUCUCCGCUUUUGCUUUCACUUGCUGCUCUUUCACUCAGAUGGCGACGCGUUUCUUGUUGUCUGUGCGUCCUGACUAUACUUGGUUUACCAAGUAGAAACGUCCAUCAUCAUGUUGUUGAUUUUUUCAUACUGUUCCGCCACUGCAUUCCUGCAGGACGGAUUUCCGUGUGUCUUGCAUCUGUCACGCUCGUGAAAUAUGUAGAAAUCGCACGAGAUCAAAGAUGAAGACGAAUAUGUAGCUCGUGAAUGAUAUGACUUAGCCGCGCACUGCGGUGAAUUUCUGGCUAGUUGUCUAUCUCUCAAGAGCAAAAAGAAUGAAAAUUUGACAUCUUUCAACUAUAUGAAGAUCAAUCUCUACAGAAGUAUAUAAGAAUAUCAAUGCGAGUCGCUCAUCUCUCUGUGAUUAUAAUUAAAUAAUGAUAGUUUAUGCGUAGAAAGAAGGUGGGAAGAUGUGAAGCUGUUCAUUUGCCAAGCAGGAAAUAACUAAAACAACUGAAACAAGUGAUGAAGUCAAUGCAUUGAAGAUCCACGAGGUUGCUAACAUCUGGCAGCCAACACCUGAAGAGCAUGACUCUGAUAUAAUAAAUUUUUAUCAAUAGUAUUCAUGUAGAGGGUUUUGCAAUCUUCUAGAUAUUUCAAAUAUAAAUAUUUUAUUUCUUUUCACAUGUAGGUCUUGUUUUCUCUCACUCGUUAUGUGUCAUGUGUGCCAGCUCGUUCCGCUCGCCGCUUUUUCCGUCAUUUUGCUCCUGACCUACUGGCCCAGGUCGAUGUUGACGGAUGCCAUCUGUAGCGGCUGCUGUGGUCCAUUCGCUGCAUUGUUCGCAGGGUUGUUUCCGUUCGGGAACGCUCGUUUGAUACUGGCAUAGAUAGCGUUUCUCGGGCAGGGGCAAAGGAAGUCCCAGGUCUCGUCCAGAUCGUUGAAAGCUGCAAUAGCACUGUUGUAGUCAUCUGAAGAGAAGGGUGUGGAAAAUUGGUGAGACCUAU
This is a messenger RNA of Amoebophrya sp. A25, 1243 nucleotides long. Lineage: Eukaryota; Dinophyceae; Syndiniales; Amoebophryaceae. The record is from the annotation of a GenBank genome assembly.